UACUCCUUCCGUCCCUUAUAACUUUGUCAUCUUUCCUUUUUUGGUUGACCUAAAAACUUUGCAACUUUUCAUUUUAAUCAAUUAAUUUGUUGUUAGUCUGGUUACUGUUAUUUCUCUCUCAUGUGCACAAAAGUUAAACACACAAUUUUUACUUUAUUAUUUUCCGUGUCUAACGUGAGUAUUGAGGGACUGGUGGAGUAUCAUUGUACAUAAUUAUUCUGGGAGAUGAGAGGAACAUUAUUGUUAGUUUGGGAAAUGCAUGCAGUCAACCGUUGAAAAGUUAUGGAUUCAAAUAAUCAAGAGUCAGAAGAGAAGCAGCUUAUGUGUCUAUAUAUAGAGACAGAAAAAUGUGUGUAUAUAUUAUGAUGAAAGGGGUACAGAGAGAGGUCUUGGUUCUAUGGGCACUUUUGCUAAUCAUUCUUCAUCCAUUGAGGCUCAUUAUUGCUAACCAGGAAGGUGGUAAUUUUGUGGAUAACUUGUCUUUAUUGUGAUUAGUGUUGUUCCUGUUGUUGUUACUUCAAUUUUUCUUUCCAAUUUUAGCUUUUGAGGUUAUCACCAAAGUGGGUAUCCUAAGUUUCAGGUGAUGCUUUGUACAAACUAAAGGCCAACUUACAAGAUCCUGACCAAAGUUUGAAGACUUGGGAAUCUGGUUCCGGGGAUCCUUGCACAUGGUUCCAUGUUACUUGUGACAAUAAAAGUGUUACGAGAGUUGAUUUGGGAAAUGCUAAUCUAUCAGGCCAAUUAGUCUCUGAACUUGGCUUGCUUAAGAAUUUGCAGAGAUUGUAUGUCCAAAGAUCCUUAGACCUUUCUUUCAAAUUUGACGGUUUGACCUUAAUCCUCCCAUUUUGGGAGCUUUACGGCAAUAAGCUAACUGGGGUAAUUCCCAGUGAUCUUGGAAACCUGUCAAAUCUGAAGCAAUUGGAUCUCUACUUGAACAACUUCACAGGACCUAUACCAGAUUCGUUAGGCAAGCUGACAGAACUUAACUUCCUACGGCUCAACAACAACAGCCUCACCGGUUCCAUACCGAUGUCACUAACUAGUAUCUCAGCUCUCCAAAUCUUGGACCUGUCAAACAAUCAUCUUUCUGGUCGAGUUCCAGACAAUGGCUCUUUUUCUCGAUUCACUCCCAUUAGUUUUGCCAAUAAUUUGGCUCUUUGUGGGCCGGUUACUGGACAUCCUUGCCCUGGAUCUCCUCCAUUUUCUCCACCUCCACCAUUUAUUUCAUCAACCCCCAUUCCUAAACCAGAUAGAAAUAGUAUAACUGGAGCUAUAGCUGGAGCAGUAGCUGCAGGUGCUGCUUUACUCUUUGCUGUCCCUGCCUUUGCUUUUGUAUGGUGGCGUCGCAGAAAGUCACAAGAGUUUUUCGUCGAUGUUCCGGCGGAAGAAGACCCAGAAGUUCACUUGGGACAGCUCAAGAAGUUUUCUCUGAGAGAGCUACAAGUUGCUACCGAUAGCUUUAGCAACAAGAAUAUUCUCGGCAGAGGUGGGUUUGGUAAGGUAUACAAGGGACGGCUUGCAGAUGGUUCGUUGGUUGCUGUAAAACGGUUAAAAGAGGAGCACACACCUGGUGGUGAGCUUCAAUUCCAAACAGAAGUCGAGAUGAUUAGCAUGGCAGUUCACAGGAAUCUCCUUCGCUUGCUUGGCUUUUGUAUGACACCCACUGAACGCCUUCUUGUUUACCCUUAUAUGGCCAAUGGAAGUGUUGCAUCGUGUUUGCGAGAACGACCACCGGAUGAACUGCCACUCGAUUGGGCUACAAGGAAGCGCAUUGCCUUGGGAUCUGCAAGGGGAUUGUCAUAUUUACAUGACCAUUGUGAUCCAAAGAUAAUCCAUCGUGAUGUAAAAGCUGCAAACAUACUAUUGGAUGAAGAGUUUGAGGCAGUUGUAGGAGACUUUGGGUUGGCUAAACUUAUGGAUUAUAAGGAUACUCAUGUGACAACAACUGUGCGUGGCACAAUCGGUCAUAUAGCGCCAGAGUACCUAUCCACUGGGAAGUCUUCAGAAAAAACUGAUGUGUUUGGUUAUGGUAUCAUGCUUCUAGAGCUUAUCACUGGACAAGGAGCCGUUGAUCUUGCCCAUCUAGCAAACGACGAUGAUGUCAUGUUGCUUAACUGGGUGGAAAAACUGCUCAAGGAGAAGAAACUGGAAGUGCUGGUUGAUCCGGAUCUGGCGAACAAGUAUGUAGAAGGAGAGGUGGAGCAGCUGAUCCAGGUUGCAUUGCUAUGCACGCGAAGCAGCCCAAUGGAUCGGCCCAAGAUGUCAGAUGUGGUGAGGAUGUUGGAAGGUGAUGGGUUGGCCGAGAGAUGGGAUGAGUGGCAGAAGGUGGAAGUUCUUCGGCAGGGGGUAGGACAAGCAGUACAUCCUCUCUCCACUUCUGGCUGGACUGUAGACUCUACACAAAAUUUACAUGCCGUUGAACUGUCUGGUCCUAGGUGACCUUCAAGGCUCCUGUUAACCUUGAUUUUUUUUUAGAAUCUUGUUAUUUUUGUUUAGGCGUUAAAGAAUGGGCAAUUAGCAUGUUUUUUUUCCUUCUUGCAAGCACUUUCUCAUCAAAGUGUAUUCUUUGUGUGUGUCAGUGUAUGUAACAGCUAUGUGCUAAUAAACAAGGAAAUAUAACGUUUGAAAUUGGUGAUAAAUUAGGCCAUUAUAUAUGUAUAUUAGGUAUCAUAUGUAAUUCAUAACUAGUAUUCAUAUUCCAUAUUUUAAAAUCCAUGACCGCUAACAGG
This is a messenger RNA of Cuscuta epithymum, 2729 nucleotides long. The record is from the annotation of a GenBank genome assembly. NCBI's taxonomy places the organism in Eukaryota, Viridiplantae, Streptophyta, Magnoliopsida, Solanales, Convolvulaceae.